Molecule: messenger RNA, 1741 nt
Organism: Neomonachus schauinslandi (Hawaiian monk seal)
Lineage: Eukaryota; Metazoa; Chordata; Mammalia; Carnivora; Phocidae
Gene: PDLIM3
Product: PDZ and LIM domain 3
Exons: 7
Coding region: 255-1205 (316 amino acids)
Biological process (GO): heart development; actin cytoskeleton organization; muscle structure development
Cellular component (GO): filamentous actin; Z disc; stress fiber
Molecular function (GO): actin binding; muscle alpha-actinin binding
Source: RefSeq, a predicted model, not a curated record
CGCGGGUCUGGCGCGUCUCUUUCUUCCAAAGUUGGAGCUCUCCUUGGUGGGAGGGGGUGGGGAGGAGGGUAGGCCAGUGACGUCACUCGGGAGCGGGAAUAAAUCUCCCCGGCCGCAAUCUGGGCCAGGGCACUUUCUGGGGAGUGGAGUGGCUGUCCGGUUCGGGGACACUUGCCGUGGGCAGGGCCGCCCCUCACUGCGCCCCAGUCCCUGGGAGCCAAGGCGCUUCGGCUCGAGGCCGCGCCAAGAGCACCAUGCCCCAGAACGUGGUCCUCCCGGGCCCUGCACCCUGGGGCUUCAGACUGUCGGGGGGCAUAGACUUCAACCAGCCUUUGGUCAUCACCAGGAUUACUCCAGGAAGCAAGGCGGCAGCUGCUAACCUAUGUCCUGGAGAUGUCAUCCUGGCUAUUGAUGGCUUUGGUACAGAGUCCAUGACUCAUGCUGAUGCACAGGACAGGAUUAAAGCAGCAACACACCAGCUGUGUCUCAAAAUUGACAGGGCAGAAACUCGCUUAUGGUCUCCACAGGUAUCUGAAGAUGGGAAGGCUCACCCUUUCAAAAUCAACUUAGAAGCAGAACCACAGGAGUUCAAACCUCUUGGUACCGCGCACAACAGAAGGGCCCAGCCUUUUGUUGCAGCAGCAAACAUUGAUGACAAAAGACAGGUAGUGAGCGCUUCCUAUAACUCACCAAUUGGGCUCUAUUCAACUAGCAAUAUACAAGAUGCACUUCACGGACAGCUGCGAGGUCUCAUUCCUAGUUCGCCUCAAAAUGAACCCACAGCCUUGGUGCCCCCCCAGUCAGAUGUGUACCGGAUGCUCCAUGACAAUCGGAAUGAGCCUACUCAGCCUCGCCAGUCGGGCUCCUUCAGAGUGCUCCAGGAAUUAGUGAAUGAUGGCCCUGAUGACCGUCCUGCUGGAACUCGGAGUGUGAGAGCUCCAGUUACCAAAGCCCACGGCAGUGCUGGCAGCGUUCAGAAGAUGCCAAUCUGUGACAAAUGUGGGAGCGGCAUCGUCGGCGCUGUUGUGAAGGCUCGGGACAAGCACCGGCAUCCGGAGUGUUUCGUGUGCGCCGACUGUAACCUCAACCUUAAACAGAAGGGCUACUUCUUCGUGGAGGGGGAGCUGUACUGCGAAACCCACGCAAGGGCUCGCACGAGGCCCCCACAGGGCUACGACACAGUUACUCUCUAUCCCAAAGCUUAAUUAAGCCUUACACAGACCCGAGCACGCACACACUCACGCGCACUUACACACGAAGACAUCGGUGGCUUUGGGCAGAAGUAUAGCAAACGGUUGGCUCCAAAUCUAAAACCAAGGCUUUUAGACGUUUUUCCUACUGUUACUGAAGAACAGGGAGCGGGAGACAAAUGCCUGCUAUAAAUGUACUCGGAAACAUACACUUAGCUAUGUUUUUUCUCUCUCUCGGGCUAGUAAUAACUUAAGGACAUUGAAGGCAAUAAUUUUUUUAUAUGUCAUACCCCACAAUUUAUAUUUAUAUUGUGACAUCAAGAGAUUCGGGGGAGUCUAAUUAUCUUUCCUUAACAAGCUGAUUUUGCAAUUGUAGUAAAUACCAAAUGACAAUCUUGUAGUCUAACCCAACCUGCAAUUGUCUGUUACCUGUUUUAACUAUUAUAGUGCAUGUCAGAAAGAAAUUCCCUAGAUUUCUCUAGUUUCGUAGUCAAACAAUUAUACCACCAGAUGCAACAUACAUAAUAAAUACAUAAAAUAUUUUUAAAAUA